Messenger RNA from Lodderomyces margitis, 1392 nucleotides. RefSeq lists its product as uncharacterized. The transcript has a single exon. NCBI's taxonomy places the organism in Eukaryota, Fungi, Ascomycota, Pichiomycetes, Serinales, Debaryomycetaceae. The coding region runs from base 1 to 1392 and encodes 463 amino acids. The record is from RefSeq and is a predicted model, not a curated record.
AUGUCGCAACAAGAUGGAGAUGAUACAACACCCCUACUAUCACACAAUAAUGCACCAGAGAAUCCGUUAAUAGCAGCAACAUCUAGUUCGUCAAAUUCAAAAAAUAACACAAAUCACCCAGAUGCAGUGGUCUCGAAAAGAAAACCAGGUGUAACUACUGUUCCCACUUCUAAUGCGCCCCUGAAUAAAUCUCACUCAAAGAUGUCAAAAUCCAGUAAAAUUGGUUUACAAAGAACAAGCAGAACAUCGCAGAAAUUAAAAUUAUUACCCGAAGAUCCUGAUUUGGAUAGUAUCAAUAAGCAAGCCACAUCUGGGGAUGAUGAUGAAGAUGAUGAUGACGACGACGAGGGGGACGAUAUUUUUGCAACACGACCAACACGAGUCUAUUCCCAGGUUAAACGAAUCACCAACACGUUUGCCCGUAAGGAUGCUGAGACUUUGGGAAAACUGCACAGAGAUCUAUUACCCAGAGUUACUGCCUACUGCACUUGUGCCUCUUAUAGGAUGAAGGACUUGCUCAGGUGGCUAAAGGAUAGAAAGCGGAUCCAUAAUACCAGUCCCAGGUUGUUUGAUGAAUGUUUGUAUACGCCAUUCACAUAUAAAGAUUGGAGAAAUGAUAGCAAUAACAAUAACAACGAGGAGGACGGUAACGGUCAUAAAUUGAUUAGAUUAGCCGACGAAGGAGGUGAAAUUGAUAUGGGUAAAAGAUCUGAUUUGUUUGUUUUUGAAUAUGGAGUUGUGAUUAUGUGGGGGUUUACCAGGAAGGAAGAAGCAGCAUUCUUGGAUGACUUGGCCAAGUUUGAGAGUGAAAAGUUGUCGGCAGAAGAUAUUCAAGUUGAAGAGUUCAACUAUUACAUCACCAAAUCUUAUCAACCAAGAAUUUACAACGACUUUAUCACGUUGAAAGAUGACGAAAACUAUAUGCUAAAGCUAUCCAUAUCUCAUGCUCUUGCCCAAUCAGUCAAGAUAUCUUUAUUUGAAGAAUUGGUCGAUAAUACAAUUGAGGACACCCAGGAUAUUCCUCAACAAAUAGCUCACACAGGUAAGGUUGAAAUGUCUAGAGACGAAAUCAUGAAGUCGAUUGGAGAAUUGUUCAUCUUGAGGAUUAAUAUUAAUUUACAUGGUUCAGUAUUGGACUCGCCUGAACUAAUGUGGGCCGAACCACAUUUAGAACCAAUAUAUCAAGCAACAAGAGGCUACCUUGAAAUCAACCAACGAGUAGAAUUAUUGAAUCAAAGAUUGGAGGUAAUCUCAGACUUGUUGCAGUUGUUGAAGGAACAAUUGGGCCACUCUCACGAAGAGAACUUGGAGUUUAUCGUUGUCGUGCUUGUUGGUGUCGAAGUUUUGGUGAGCAUUAUCAAUAUUAUUAUUGAUGUUUUAACGUAUAAAUAA